Messenger RNA from Rhinocladiella mackenziei CBS 650.93, 468 nucleotides. RefSeq lists its product as uncharacterized. The transcript has a single exon. The record is from RefSeq and is a predicted model, not a curated record. Gene Ontology annotation, biological process: fatty acid metabolic process. NCBI's taxonomy places the organism in Eukaryota, Fungi, Ascomycota, Eurotiomycetes, Chaetothyriales, Herpotrichiellaceae. The coding region runs from base 1 to 468 and encodes 155 amino acids. Gene Ontology annotation, molecular function: medium-chain fatty acid-CoA ligase activity.
AUGUCGCCGAGAAGUGACAUUCCAAAUGCUUUCCCCCCUCCCCCGCGGGGGAUUUCAACAAACCCUCAGGCCAUCAUCAAAGUCUUCUCAAAUCUAUGGCUGCAUACUGGUCAUCUCGGCCAGGUGGACACCGAGGGAAACGGUCCCUUCGUCGGUCGAGUCAAGAAUGUGAUCUGGAGAAGAGGAGAGGAUGUAACUGUAUCAGAAAUCGAAGAAGAAUUCCCCCAUCAUCCAGAAGUCGCGAUUGCGGCUGCCUUUGCAAUCUCUUCAGAGCUCGGCUUACGUGCUGAGGACGACGUCAAAGUCUCAGUGAAGCUCCGUGAAGAGAGUUCCACAAUGAAGCUGACUUUGUUCGACUGGGCUAUGCGGAACGUGGCGAGAUUUCAAGUCCUCGUGCUACUGAUUUCGUCUCAGAGAUCAAGAAAACAACGACAGGGAAAUUGGCGAAAGAUGGCUCAAUGGGUGUAG